This is a messenger RNA of Ambispora leptoticha, 258 nucleotides long. NCBI's taxonomy places the organism in Eukaryota, Fungi, Glomeromycota, Glomeromycetes, Archaeosporales, Ambisporaceae. The record is from the annotation of a GenBank genome assembly.
GUUCCUCCGCUAGUGUUCCUGUUAUUCCUUCAUCUGAUCUUCCGACGGUCGAGGAAGUGAGAGGAUUUAAUGCCGAAGAACUUAAUGGCUUUUUGAAAAGGAGGUUAAACGGCAUCGAUAAUCACAUAGAUACCUUAACUGUUCAAGAAGUUGAUGGUUCAACAUUCCUUGAUUUUACUGCGACAGACUUUGAAAGAUGGGGAAUACCAGGCGGUCCAUCUAAAAGAAUCGAAAAGUUAAUUAAAAACGUACAAGGAG